Messenger RNA from Nylanderia fulva, 2145 nucleotides. RefSeq lists its product as uncharacterized. The record is from RefSeq and is a predicted model, not a curated record. Lineage: Eukaryota; Metazoa; Arthropoda; Insecta; Hymenoptera; Formicidae.
CGUUAGGCAGUUUUAAUAUCUGUGUAUCAAUAUUUACAUUUUUAGAACGAAUCAUACAUCUUCCCGCGACCUUUCCUUUUCCUAUUACCAAUAUUUCUUCACAUAUAUAUUUUUCGUUAACAUAAUUCUUCCUUUGUAAAUUACAGUAGUGCACGAUCUACAGAGCAUAGAUAUCGUAACAGAUAUGUCAGAUAGCGAGGAAAGUUCAAACUGCUUAAUAAAUAAUAAAUGGAUGUGGUAUUAUUUGACAAACGACAUGGAAAAUGCAAUAUGCAAUAUUUGUGAUAACUUUUAUAAAUUAUAUCACAUUAAAUAUAUGAUAUUGCAUACAUUGAGUUCACAUCGGAAUUUUUGUAAUCCCUUGAGAGAGGAAUAUCCCUAUUCUAUAACAGAAAAUGGUGUAAAAUGUGAUCGUUGCUAUUUGACUUGUUUGUUAUCUUUGACGCCAACUCCUUGUAUACAAUAUCACAUAGAAGAAAAGCAUAAACUUAACAAAGAUAUAGCUAAUGAACUCAAAAAUUGGGUAAAUCAGCAACUUGAUAUAAUUGAGAAAUGUGAGACUUGCGAACAAUUUGAAAAAUUGGAUAUUUUCAAUUUAAUGGUACAUUUAUUCGAAGUUCAUGAUGUCACUGUACCUCCAAAAUUUAUACCAAAAGGCACAUUAUCACCAAGAUUAUACAAUCUUUUUCAUCGUGAUAGGAACACCGCAGAUAUUCCAACGUCUAGCAGCAAUCAGCUGCCAACUUGUAACACUUUGAGAACUUACGUUGAUAAUUUUUGUUCCGAUUUACAUUCUGAUAGCGCAGUGGAGUCUAUUGAAGAAGAUGUUACAGGCAAUCUUCCUGAUAUUGCACCAUCAAGCAGCUUACUUUCUGCUGAUACUGCUGAAGAUCUGCCAAAUGUCCAGGCUAGUUGGAUGUGGUAUUAUUUGAGAACCGAUAUGAAGAAUGCAAAAUGCAAUAUUUGUAAUCAUACUUAUAAAUUACAUUACAUUAAACUAUGAUAUUGCAUACAGUGCGUUCACAUCGGCAGUUUUGUAAUCUUUCGAAAAAGGAAUAUCCUUAUUCUAUAACAGAAAAUGGUGUAACUUGUGAUCGUUGCACUGCGACUUGUAUGCUAUCUUUGGAUACAACUGGUUAUACACAACGUCACAUAGAAAAGAAGCAUAAACUUAACAAAGUUUUAGCUAAUAAACUCAAAAUCUGGGUAAAUAAGCAACUUGAUAUAAUUAAGAAAUGUGAGGAUUGCGAACAAUUUGGGAAAUUGGAUAUUUUUAAUUUAAUGGUACAUUUAUUCGAGGUCCAUAAUGUCACUGUACCUCCAAAAUUUAUACCAAAAGGCACAUUAUCACCAAGAUUAUACAAUCUUUUUCAUCGUGAUAGGAACACCGCAGAUAUUCCAACGUCUAGCAGCAAUCAGCUGCCAACUUGUAACACUUUGAGAACUGACGUUGAUAAUUUAUGUUCCGAUUUAAAUCCUGAUAGCGCAGUGGAGUCUACUGAAGAAGUAGUGCACGAUCUACAGAGCAUAGAUAUCGUAGCAGAUAUGUCAGAUAGCGAGGAAAGCACAUUAUCACCAAGAUUAUACAAUCUUUUUCAUCGUGAUAGGAACACCGCAGAUAUUCCAACGUCUAGCAGCAAUCAGCUGCCAACUUGUAACACUUUGAGAACUUACGUUGAUAAUUUUUGUUCCGAUUUACAUUCUGAUAGCGCAGUGGAGUCUACUGAAGAAGAUGUUACAGGCAAUCUUCCUGAUAUUGCACCAUCAAGCAGCUUACUUUCUGCUGAUACUGCUGAAGAUCUGCCAAAUGUCCAGGCUAGUUGGAUGUGGUAUUAUUUGAGAACCGAUAUGAAGAAUGCAAUAUGCAAUAUUUGUAAUAAUACUUAUAAAUUACAUUACAUUCGAACUAUGAGAAGGCAUACAGUGAGUUCACAUUGGGAGUUUUGUGAUCUUUCGAAAAGGUAUAUCCUUAUUCUAUAACAGAAAAUGGUGUAAAAUGUGAUUGUUGCCCUGCGACUUGUAUGCUAUCUUUGGAGACAACUGGUUGUACACAACGUCACAUAGAAGAGAAGCAUAAACUUAACAAAGAUUUAGCUAAUAAACUCAAAAUGUGGGUAAAUAAGCAACUUGAUAUAAUUAAGAAAU